GGAAAAUAAAAUUACUGGCACAUGAAAAUGAUACUGAUACUCUAGUUAAUUCAUUUAUGCAAGACAAAUGAAAUUCAAUACUUGCAAUUUCUUUGUGAAGAAAUUUCCUCAAAUCUGCAUUUGAUUCUCUUUAACCUUCUUUUUGGGAUAUCAUGAACAUAGUACAAACAGACCCAACAAACUAUAUAGAAAAGACAGCUUUGCAAAUUAUGAAACCAUAAACAAAGGGAAGGAAGCUGAUUACUAAACCAAAAAAGAGGGAAGCUCAAUUAUUUAAUAAACACAAAACCAAACAAAAACAAAAGAAAAAAAAGGUCCAAAUACUCAACUACAAGCAAUACCUUCAGGACAAGAAUAGAAUCUAUCACAAUUCACAGUAGAUCAAAAUAAACCCACAACAAAAAAGAACAAAAAAACAUUCCCUCUAAUCUGAACACAAAAAAAAAAACACACAUAUUUGAAAAGGCCAACCCCAGGAAAACAGGAAACAAAAACUCACCCAAGAAAAACAGUAAGGCACUACUACCACCAACAACAGCAUCAAUUCCAACAAACAAAAUAAUAGUACCCCUUUUUUCUCACCGCUAUCAACGGCAAUUCUGUCUAUCCUUACAACAAAAACAAGAAGGCAAGGCUUUCAUAAGUUUAUUACAAUGAAGGCAUGAGCUCAUCACCACCACCUCCUCAUCAGUCUCAGACAGAGCCUCAGGGAGUAGGCCAAGAGCAACGAUUGGUUCGAAAACUAAUCGUCGAGGUAAUCGAUGCUCGAGACCUACUCCCUAAGGAUGGUCAAGGGAGUUCAAGCCCAUAUGUGGUGGUGGAUUUUGAUGGGCAAAGAAAGCGUACAUCAACCAAAUAUAGAGACCUUAAUCCUACAUGGAAUGAGCCCUUGGAGUUCAUUGUUUCGGACCCGAAUACAAUGGAUUAUGAGGAGCUUAAUGUAGAGGUUUACCAUGAUAAGCGCAUGUCUCCUUCAGGUUCUGCUCGUAAGAAUCAUUUUCUUGGGCGUGUUAAGUUGUAUGGUUCACAGUUUGCUAGGAGAGGUGAUGAAGGUUUAGUUUACUUUCCAUUGGAGAAAAAGAGUGUAUUUAGCUGGAUUAAAGGUGAGCUUGGGUUGAGAAUAUUUUAUUAUGAGGAGAUGUAUGAUCAUCAACAGCAGCAGCAGCAACCUCCACCUCAAGGAGAAUGUGGCGGACCUCCGCCACCUGAGAUGGCGGAGGUCCAGCCAGAGCAGAGGAAGGAAGAUAUUCAUGAGCAUGUUCCGCCAAUGCCGACUGAUGUUGCCAUGGAGGCUUCAGGUCAAGGUCAAGGGCAAUGUCCUCCACCUCAAGGGAUGGUUGUUGAGGAAGCUCCUCCGCAACAACCACCCAUAAGCGGCGGCGCCACCAUAGAAACCGUCGUCCACCACCACGACGGUUAUCCUCAACCACCACCAGACCACUAUCACCACCCACCACCACAAGAGGCGCGUGAAUUUCACGCGCCACCACCAGAGAUUAUUCGGCGUAUGGCAGCUCAGAAAAGAACCACCCCAGGAGAGUACGCUCCGAGGGUUAUCUCUGGAAAAUUCGUACCCGAGACAGAGAAGAUUUCAGCUUUUGAUUUAGUCGAGCCCAUGCAGUUUCUCUUCGUACGUAUUGUAAAAGCUAGAGGAUUAACUCCUAAUGAAAGCCCAUUUGUGAAAAUAAGAACAUCAACAGAAUCUCGACGUACUAAACCUGCUGCAUAUCGUCCAGGGGAAUCACUAGAGAACCCUGAAUGGCGAGAAGUUUUUGCAAUCCCAUCAACUUCACAAUCCGUUGCAGGUAACUUAGAAAUCUCUAUUUGGGAUGCGGCAACAGAGAGAUUGUUCCUAGGAGGAGUGUGCUUUGAUCUAUCAGACGUGCCCGUACGAGACCCGCCUGAUAGUCCGCUUGCUUCGCAAUGGUACCAUCUUGAAGGUAGUGAAGGUAUCUCAGGAGAUAUACAGCUUGCUGUUUGGAUAGGAACACAAGCUGAUGAUGCAUUUCCUGAGGCAUGGACUUCAGAUGCACCACCGCAACAACCGAGUGUUGCGUUUACACGGUCUAAAGUGUAUCAGUCUCCGAAGUUAUGGUAUCUACGUGUGACAGUUAUAGAGGCACAAGAUCUUCAUAUUCCUCCGAAUCUCCCGCCUUUAACUGCACCGGAGAUUCGGGUGAAAGCUCAGCUUGGGUUUCAGUCAGUUAGGACACGAAGAGGAUCAAUGAGUGUACAUGGUGGAGCUGCUGUACAUUGGAAUGAGGAUUUGAUUCUUAUUGCUGGGGAACCGUUGGAAGAGCAGUUAAUUCUGUUAGUUGAAGAUAGGACAGGUAAAGAUCCUAUGCUUUUAGGACACGCUAUUGUUCAUGUGGGGUCCAUCGAGCAACGGAACGAUGAGAGACAGGUGGUAGCUAAGUGGAUUACUUUGGAAGGAGGUGGAGGUGGUGGUGGUGGUGGUGGUGGUGGUGGAGGACCAUAUUGUGGGAGGGUUCUUUUAAGGUUGUCUUUAGAAGGAGGGUAUCAUGUGCUGGAUGAGGCUGCUCAUGUGUGUAGUGAUUAUAGGCCAACAGCGAAGCAAUUGUGGAAGCCUCCGAUUGGGGUACUAGAGCUUGGGAUACUUGGAGCUCGUAGUUUACUUCCAAUGAAGACUAAGGGUGUAGGUAAGGGGUCUACUGAUGCUUAUUGUGUGGCUAAGUAUGGGAAGAAAUGGGUUCGAACUCGAACGAUUGUGGAUAGUUUUGAUCCUAGAUGGAAUGAGCAAUAUACAUGGCAAGUUUAUGAUCCGUGUACUGUGCUAACAAUCGGAGUAUUCGACAAUUGGCGGAUGUUUGCAGAUCCUGGAGAAGAGAAGCCUGACUACCGAAUUGGGAAGGUUAGAAUUCGAGUGUCUACAUUAGAAAGUAACAAGGUAUAUACCAAUUCAUACCCUCUUUUGGUAUUGCUUCGAUCAGGGCUUAAGAAGAUGGGUGAGAUUGAGUUGGCUGUACGAUUUGUGUGUCCGUCUUUAUUGCCUGAUACUUGUGCUGUGUAUGGGCAACCACUUCUUCCGCGAAUGCAUUAUCUUAGACCACUUGGUGUUGCCCAACAAGACGCUCUUCGUGGGGCGGCUACUAAGAUGGUGGCAGCUUGGCUAGCGCGGUCAGAGCCUCCUCUAGGGCCUGAAGUAGUAAGAUACAUGCUAGAUGCUGAUUCACAUGCUUGGAGUAUGAGAAAAAGCAAGGCUAAUUGGUUUAGGAUUGUGGCUGUGCUUGCUUGGGCAAUUGGGUUAGCAAAGUGGCUUGACAGGAUUAGAAGAUGGAAAACCCCAUUAACCACAAUUUUGGUUCACAUUCUUUACUUAGUCCUAGUUUGGUACCCUGAUUUGAUCAUCCCAACUGGAUUCCUAUAUGUUUUUCUAAUUGGGAUAUGGUACUAUCGAUUCAAACCCAAGAUACCUGCGGGUAUGGAUACACGAUUAUCACAAGCGGAGACAAUAGAUCCAGACGACCUCGAUGAAGAAUUCGACACGAUCCCUAGUUCAAGACCCUCGGAUAUAAUCAGAGUUCGGUAUGAUAGGUUGCGGAUAUUAGCAGCCAGGGUGCAAACCGUAUUAGGAGACUUGGCAACCCAAGGUGAAAGAGUUCAAGCAUUGGUAAGUUGGAGAGACCCAAGGGCUACAAAAUUGUUCAUAGGGAUAUGUUUAAUGGUCACAAUAACACUCUAUGCGGUACCUCCAAAAAUGGUAGCCGUAGCACUUGGGUUCUAUUUUUUGAGGCAUCCUAUGUUUAGAGAACCUAUGCCUCCAACUAGUUUGAACUUCUUUAGAAGACUACCAAGUUUGUCUGAUCGAUUAAUCUAAACCAAUUUUCAUCUUUUCAACAAGCUCACCUUUUCCUAUUUUUUUUUUGCUUAGAACAAAGUAUUAGUUAUAGGUUCAUAGGAAAAAAAAAUAUGUAUACUUAUGUUAGUGGGAGACUUUUUGUGGGGGAGAGAAAGUGUAAUUUUUUUGCACAAUAUUAGUGGGUUUGAAAAGGGUUUGGUCUCCUAUAUAAGUACAUUGGGAGUGGAGAAAGUGAGUUGAAAAUUUUGGUAAGAGGUUUUUGUUUCUUUUGGGAUUGAAAUUGAUUGCCUGACAGUAGGAUUGAAAUAAGGAGUAGAGGAAAAACAAAGGUGGGGCAAAUUUUUUGGGGGCAGAUUUUGGAUGCCAGAGAGAUUGGUGUUAUACUGUCUCCAUAAUAUUGAAUUAUUAAUAUACACAAUUGAAUUGCUUUCUACUUUCUAGUUUCCACUAAUAUCAUAUUACAUAUGUACAAUUGCAUUUCGAUUUUGUAGUAUUUUACCAAAAGUUAAUAAUUGUUGAUGAAAAUUGCGUGAUUAUAUUUAUGAUUUUGACCAUUUAUAUCCUUAAACAUGUGCAAUAAUUUUCACGUUGAAGCAAACUAGCAAAGAUAUUAAGCCUACCAAUUUAUAGCUUUUUAAGGCCAUCAGGCCCAUUAUCUGUGAGUAGGAAAAAAAAUUGAAUAACCCACAUUCCACCCCCCACCGGACCCACUCCCAUGUACUAAAAGUAUGAACCAACAGUUUUAAAAAAAUUAAAAGCUACAACUAUUCUAUUUUUGGUUCUCCUUUUAUUCAUACAUCUAUUAUGUCAAUACUUAUAUGGUUCAGUUAUAUCCUUCCUUUUUUUUUCCUUCAUUCUAUUUGAAAUCUUUUUAUCAAAGUAAAUGUAAUAUGUGGAUUGUUCUCCUAGGAGCACAAUGAGAACCGUGCUCCCAUAAUGUAAAAUAGAACAUUUAUGAAAAUGAAAACGAACAUUUUACUGUUGAAGUGGAAUAUUACAAGAAUUCACUUAAAAAAACGAACAUUUUACUAUUGAAGUGAAAUAUCACAAUAGUUAACUUAUGAAAACGAACAUUUUAUUGUUGCAAUGGAACAUUACCAUAAUUCAAUUACGAAAAUGAACAUUUUACUACUAAAGUGGAACAUUAUCAGAACUCAAUAACUGAAAUAGAACAUUUUGUAAUAGCCCGUAUUUUUAAACAUGUUUUAAAUUAAGUAAUUGUGUUCAUUAGUUUAACUAAGCUUUAUAUCAAAAUAAAGAUUACUAAGAAUUUUAUGAUGGUGUGGAUUUUAUCAAAGUGAAGUAUUUAGUAAAUGAUUUUAAGCUUAAAAAGAAAAAAAA
Messenger RNA from Beta vulgaris subsp. vulgaris (sugar beet), 5161 nucleotides. RefSeq lists its product as hypothetical. Bases 662 to 3838 code for a protein of 1058 amino acids. The transcript has a single exon. The record is from RefSeq and is a predicted model, not a curated record. NCBI's taxonomy places the organism in Eukaryota, Viridiplantae, Streptophyta, Magnoliopsida, Caryophyllales, Amaranthaceae.